AUGGUCGCUGGGAUGACAGAUGUGGUUGAGGCGAAUGUUGAGUCAAGCUUGGCGCCCCAGAUUACGCCGGCUGCGAUACCCACUGAACUUGUUACUUCUAUCCGGCCCGCCACAGCCCCCUGGGCAUAUCUGAUUUGUGGUGUGAUAGCAGCGUGUUGUGAUGCCUUGGAGAGAUAUUGCACCGGAAAGCAGGCUGGCUUCACAGCAUGCUUAGUGCUGAUCAAGCUGGAACAGCCCAACACUGCACCUCGCUGGGUUCCUCCUGCUGGUACGCAUGAUGGAGCUGCUGAUGCCCUGCGAGCCGACAGGCCAGGUGCUCUCGAAGAGCUGCUUACACAAGCGCAAGCAGCUGCCAAUGUCGGCGCAUUCUCAACGCAGCCUGCCGGCCUCCAAGCUAGACCACAAACAAGAGCUCCAUUGUCUACGGACGACAAGUGGUUGGAGGGGCAUCGCUUACCGCGGUUCUCGUCUGAAGUGCAGCCACUGCUGCUGGGAUAUCCCCUGACCAGGGAGGAGCACCACAAGCUGGCAAAGCAGUUUCGCCGGGAGAUCAUCGACUUCCUGAACGAAAACAACUUAAUAAAAGACACGAGCAGUGGUGGCCGCCGUUGGAAGUACCACUACCUGGGCCUAUCACUCGCAGCCCAGUUUCCUAACCUUCAUUGGGAUUUCAGAGGAAGCAGAGCAUCUCACAGUGACCACUCAAAGGCCAAGGCGAUGUUUCUCUCCAAGCUCGCUGAGGCACGUCGUCAUCAGCAUGCCAGAGCAAAGUCGCGAGAAAUAACAGGGCAGAUGGAGCCCUCCUCCUGAAACAAGUGAACCUUGUUAUUUGAACUGCAUGAAAGUACUCGGCAGGAUUAUUUUGGCGUAUAACCUUGGGAAACUGUUCAUUAAGCAGACAGAGACCACAUGGAGUGAGCAAGCAACAGCAGUGAUGGAAACUAUGCUCAAGAAAGAACUGCAUGGCAUGAACAAGGAGUGACCAAGAUGCUGUCAAGUUAUGUUUUCUAUGUGAAAUUUUACAAAUAUGAAAUGGCAGUAGUAUUAUAAACAAAUGUUUUGCAUGGUU
This is a messenger RNA of Dermacentor albipictus, 1069 nucleotides long. Lineage: Eukaryota; Metazoa; Arthropoda; Arachnida; Ixodida; Ixodidae. The record is from RefSeq and is a predicted model, not a curated record.